UUCCAUCUUCAACGAUAACAAACAAAUAAAUCGGUUUCGUCGCAUUCAAUAAAUCGUUUAAGAUGUCGUCAGAUGGGUCGGACAUCGAAAUGCAAUCGGCGUUACCGAAAAAAACAUUUAAGAAAGCACCAAAAAGUCCAACAGCAGAUAUUUUAAAGAAGCAAGAAGUGAAAAAAUUCAGUACGAAAGAAAUGAUUAAUCAAGCGUUGAUCGAUCUGAAAAGUCGCAAAGGAACAUCUCUGUACGCCAUUAAGAAAUAUCUCGAAGAGAAAUAUCACGUUGAUGUUGAGAAAAAUAAUUAUUUAAUCAAGAAAUAUUUGAAAGCAAGCGUUGAAAUCGGAACGAUAGUCCAAACUAAAGGGGUAGGAGCCACCGGAUCGUUCAAGCUGGCGGUCGGCAAAGAUAAAUUAGAGAAAACGAAGAAAAAGAAAGAAAAAAAAUCUGAGAUAACAGAAAAAUCAAAACCGGAGAAAACUAAAACUAAAAAAAAAGUUGAAUCGAACGAUGAAAGUAAAAAAGUAGCGAAGAAAAUGCCGAAAAAAGUUGAGAUCUCAAAAAAAAACGAAACAACAGAUAAAAAAGAGAAAGACGUCACGAAGAAAUCUAAAAAUAAAAAAGAGAAAACUGUCAAAUCGAAGGCAAGCAAGAUGGCGAAAGGUAUGCAAACUCCCGCCAAAAAACGGGCCGCCAUGAUGAAGAGAAAAAGCAUUGGUUCGAUUAUCAAACCGCCGAAAAUGAAGCCGAAGGCCGCAGCCUAAAAUACCUAUGUUAGUGUUUAUUGUGAAAUAUUGUUUUUAAGUAUUAUAUUGUGACUACACAUACUAAAAAGGAUAUUAUUUUGAAUAAAGGUAUUUUAUUUUCUCUAUUAUCAUUAUUAAACUGUUUUAAAAUUUCUAAAUAAAAUUAAAAAAGUUUGAAAA
This is a messenger RNA of Vanessa tameamea, 920 nucleotides long. RefSeq names its product histone H1.1, embryonic-like. The coding region runs from base 63 to 758 and encodes 231 amino acids. Gene Ontology annotation, biological process: negative regulation of DNA recombination; chromosome condensation; nucleosome assembly. The transcript has a single exon. NCBI's taxonomy places the organism in Eukaryota, Metazoa, Arthropoda, Insecta, Lepidoptera, Nymphalidae. Gene Ontology annotation, cellular component: nucleus; nucleosome. The record is from RefSeq and is a predicted model, not a curated record. Gene Ontology annotation, molecular function: double-stranded DNA binding; structural constituent of chromatin; nucleosomal DNA binding.